Molecule: messenger RNA, 2136 nt
Organism: Mizuhopecten yessoensis (Yesso scallop)
Lineage: Eukaryota; Metazoa; Mollusca; Bivalvia; Pectinida; Pectinidae
Product: zinc finger and BTB domain-containing protein 44-like
Exons: 4
Coding region: 133-1755 (540 amino acids)
Biological process (GO): regulation of transcription by RNA polymerase II
Cellular component (GO): nucleus
Molecular function (GO): protein binding; RNA polymerase II cis-regulatory region sequence-specific DNA binding; DNA-binding transcription factor activity, RNA polymerase II-specific
Source: RefSeq, a predicted model, not a curated record
CGAGACACACCCACUUGUUGGGGCUGGGAUGACAGCUGGCAAACGAUGAUCAAUGACUGUACGCUCAGCUGGUUUACCAAGUAACAUGAGUUGCACGUAUCGUUGAGGUGUGUACCGGCUGGUGGAUAGACGAUGAGCCAGGCUCCCCUCUCCAUGGUGUACCGUAGUGACAAACAGCUGCCAGCGCUGUUCCAUACCUUACAUGGAUUUUACCGUCUGGGGACAUUCUGUGAUGUGGUCCUUGUGACCUCUCACUGCAGAAUCCGCGUUCACAGUGUCAUAAUCGCAGCAUUCAGCCCGCUUCUGUAUCAGAUGCUCGGUGGAGAGAGUUGGUCGAUUGAGCGUCGACAGCUGGAAUUGUCACUGCCAAAUGUUGACUAUAUUUCCUUGUUGAGUCUGGUAGAAUACUGUUACACUGGGGUCAUCACAGUUGAUUCCUCCUCAGCUGACAAGAUCUUGGGAGUAGCUAUAGCUCUACAAGUGAAGGAGGUGGAGAGAUUGUGUGUCACAUUUCUUAAUGCACAGAGAAGUUUCUCAUCAGAGUUGGUAUUGGAUUCAAGGCCUCCAGGCCUAGUGGCAGCAUCUCCUGGUAGGGGAGGUAACUCAACAUUUGUGGAGAUAUCAAGUUCAGAGCGGUUCAGCCCUAACGUGUCAACAUCAGGUCAGCCAUCUUCAGAGACAGGAUCGACUGGCCACCCUGACACAGUACACUUAGAUUCUGAUGUUAUUGCGGUGAAGACAGAGACACCAGAUCAGCCCUUUGAUUAUGAUGCUCACCUGUUGCACCAGUCACGAGGACGUGUCAUAUACCUGGAGGGAUCGGAUAGUCCUGCUGCAGACAGUCACAGACCUGGAAUGUCCACAGUGUCUCAUAGCAUCAUUGACAUGUCCAAGAUGUCCCCCACCCUUCUUACCAUGCACCCUAUGUUAAUGCCAACAGCACCACCUACCCUCCAACUCAUGUCCCCAAAAGGGGAGACAACCCUAGCUCGACAAGCUUCACAAUACAGAGAGAGUAGUCGGGACGCUGCGGGUAGUGAAUCUCCAGAAAGUGAUAGUGUCAGCGUGCAAAUUCAGUCUCCAACUGGUCAAGUGGAGAACGAACAGUCACAGGAAGUAGCAAGAGAUGAUCGUAAGCUGUCAGUGACACUUACUUGCAGUGUGUGUCAUGUGCUAUUCAAUAGUACUGAAGCCCUGACUCGUCACAUGGCUAUUCACCAGAGCAGUGCCAUGUCUCCUGGUACACAGCAGGGCUCAUCAGUUCUUAACUCCCAGAUGGAGCCGGUAAAGCAACCCUCACCGAAUUUCUAUCAACGUGUCCAUCAGCCUAUAUCUGGACUGUUGUCCUCGGCAGUGGUGCAGGGUGGGGGUGGACUCUUUAAGUGUGGAACAUGUGGCAAAGGUUUUAAGGAUGCUCAGUCCUUGAAGUUUCACAGAUACAAUCAUGUCCUUCGACACUCGUGUAACAUGUGUGGGAAGCGUUUUUCAAGGAGUUGGAAUCUUCAUCGGCAUCGGAAAACACAUUUCCGAAUGCCCUCCUGGCCAAUGCGUACGGAUAUCAGGGUCAACGACAUAACUGAGUCAGCUACUGCCGAUAGUCUGAAUCAAUCUGAAGACAUGGAUCAGUCUGUAGAUUUGACAGAGGGGGAUGAUGAUGCUACGGAAAGAGAGGAGGAGGAAGAAGAGGAGGAGGAGGAGGAAGAUGAAGGAAGGGGUGACCAUGUGACAGAUCUAUUGAGUGGAGACAUGGCAUGACCAUGCGUUGCAUUUCGAUUCAGAUAAUAUUCUUACUUUAUAUAUAAAAAGUCACUAAAUUUUAUCAGGUUUUAAAUUAAGACAUUUCAUAGAUAUACAAUGUCUGUGUUUGUUGAAGAACAGUCAUAUUUGCCAUUUUUUUCUAAGUGUGUUUUUAAUGUAUGUGUAACUGUUAUAUUGAAUAUAGUUCAUAUUUUUUAAAUUUCAUUUUUCCAAUACUAAUUCCAAUACAGAAACACAGAGGUUAUAAUGAUAUACAUCUGACACAAUUCACAAGGUGUAUUUCAGUGGGAUUUAAUUUUAGUGAAAUGAUUGUUAAAUUUUAGAUUGUUAAAAUAAUAUAUUUAAAAAAAAAAUCUAACAAAUGUUAUGGCUUAUUAG